UCUGUGAGCUGAAAUCCAAAGGCACCUAUGCCCAGGACUCCCCAGAUUGUCCUGCCCAACACAGCAUCAGCUCCUGCCUAUGAAAAAGGGCUGCAUCUCCCAUGUGGCAUGUUUUCUGGUGCAUUGGCCCUUUUUGGUUAGGAUGGCUGCAAUUAAUUUAUCACAACAAGUAUGAAGGAUCUGUUGAUGUUGCUACCUCAGUGUCUUUUCUGCAAACAUCUGUUUUUCAAAUUUAUAAUUUCACCUGAUGAAAGGAGAAAAUGGACAUCACGCACAGCGUGCCUUAGAAUGCAAGUGCUAAACUAUGACUUCUUCCUCUGCGUUCUCCACAGCCCAAGUAACCAGAGCUCCCUAUUUCUUUAUGAUAAACUUUGGCUCGCAUUUAGCGAAAGAUGAACUUUUCAUUCUGCGUAACAAAUGUGGUUUUUCGGAACUGUAUUCAUGGCAAAGGCAAAGGAAGGCAAAGCAGGAAUUUUGUCUGCAUGAUGGACCACCUUAUGCCAAUGGAGACCCUCAUGUUGGCCAUGCAUUAAAUAAAAUUUUGAAAGACAUCACUAAUCGUUUCUACAUGAUGAGAGGUUAUAAAGUACAUUAUGUGCCAGGAUGGGAUUGUCAUGGAUUGCCAAUUGAGUUGAAGGCAUUGUCAGAAGUCAAAGGAGCUGAAAAUCUUUCACCAAUGGAAAUUCGACAGAGAGCUAGAGAAUUUGCAGAAAGAGCAAUUGAGAAGCAGAAAUCUGCCUUCAUUCGUUGGGGUGUAAUGGCAGAUUGGGCUAACUGCUACCGUACGUUUGAUCCAAAGUAUGAAGCAAACCAGCUGAGAGUCUUCUAUAAAAUGUAUGAUAAGGGUUUCAUUUAUCAGGACUAUAAACCUGUGUUCUGGUCCCCUUCAGCAAAAACAGCCUUGGCUGAAGCAGAGCUUGAAUACAAUGAGCAGCAUGUCAGUCGUUCUGUGUAUAUGAAAUUUCCCCUGUUAAAGUCACCACCUAAGCUGACUUCUGUGAUAGAUGGAUCAUCCCCUGCUAGCGUGCUAGUCUGGACCACACAACCUUGGACUGUGCCAGCAAAUCAAGCAGUUUGUUACAUGCCAGAUUCAGCAUACUCAAUUGUGAAAUGUACAACUACUGGUGAACACUUCAUUCUAGCAGCAGAUAGAGUUGAAUCUACAGCUGCUGUUUUGGACAGGCAGUUUGAGGUUAUGUCAACGUGUAAAGGUGUAGAUUUGGCAGAUGGUUCUUGUGCUCAUCCCACAAUUCCUGGCAGAGUCUCUCCUCUGUUACCUGCUAAUCAUGUGACAAUGGCAAAAGGAACAGGAUUAGUUCAUACAGCCCCAGCUCAUGGUAUGGAAGACUACAGUGUAGCUUCCCACCAUCAGCUACCCACGGAUUGCCUUGUGGAUGAAGGUGGGUUUUUUACUGAAGCUGCAGGUCCUGAACUUCAAAACAAGAAUGUCCUUGAAGAGGGGAAUGAAGCUGUCAUUCAGAUGCUUCAAGCAGCCGGGAGUUUGUUAAAAGAGGAGAAAUAUGCGCACAGUUACCCAUAUGACUGGAGGACUAAAAAGCCAAUGAUCAUUCGAGCCAGCAAACAAUGGUUUGUAAACACAGCAAGUGUGAAGGCUACAGCACAGGAAGUGCUGAAAAAAGUGAAAGUUAUUCCUACGUCUGCAGCGAACAGAAUGCUCGAAAUGCUGGACAGAAGGACCUUUUGGUGUAUAUCACGGCAAAGAUGUUGGGGUGUUCCGAUUCCUGUUUUUUAUCAGAAGAACACAGGAGAAUGCUUGAUAAACAGUGAAACUAUCACAGAUGUCAUCAAAAUAGUGGAGCAGCAAGGAACAGAUGCAUGGUGGACCCUUCCUAUUGAACAACUGCUAUCAAAAGAGGCUGUAGCAAAGGCUGGUGGUCAUGAUGUUUUGGAUUAUGUCAAGGGACAGGAUGUCCUAGACAUCUGGUUUGACAGUGGAACUUCCUGGGCUCAUGUUUUGGAAGGAGCAGAGCAAAGAGCAGAUACAUACCUUGAAGGAAAAGACCAACUGGGAGGUUGGUUUCAAUCCUCUCUAUUAACUAGUGUGGCAGCAAGGAAAAAAGCACCAUAUAAGACUCUGGUAGUUCAUGGAUUUACUCUUGGUGAGAAAGGGGAGAAGAUGUCUAAAUCUAUUGGCAAUGUGGUUGACCCCGAUGUAGUUAUCAAUGGAGGCGAAGAUCACACCAAGGACCCUCCAUAUGGUGCCGAUGUUCUCCGCUGGUGGGUGGCAGAAUCGAAUGUUUUUACUGAGGUGCUGAUUGGGCCUGUUGUACUUAAUGCUGCAAGAGAUGAUAUUAACAAGCUUCGGAAUACACUACGCUUCAUGCUGGGAAACGUGGCUGGCUUCAACCCAGAAACCGAUUCCAUCCCCACUUCAGAGAUGUACAUAGUAGAUCAAUACAUGCUGCAUUUAUUGCAAGAUUAUGGCAGCAAGGUUACAGAAGCAUACAAAGAAUACGAUUAUAGCAAAGUUGUUCGAUUAUUGCAAGCAUUCUGUUCCAGAAACUUGUCUAACUUUUAUUUUACCAUAAUCAAAGACAGGCUCUAUUGUGAAGAAGAAAAAGAUCCUAAGCGUCGUUCAUGUCAAACUGUGCUAGCACAGGCUUUAGACAUAGUAGUCCGGUCCUUUGCACCAAUUCUUCCUCACUUGGCAGAGGAGGUUUUCCAGCACCUCCCUUAUAAGAAAGACUCAGAGGGUGUGUUUCGUACUGGCUGGAUUAAUGCAAGCUCAGCAUGGAAGAAGCCUGGCAUUGAGGAAGCAAUAGAAGGUGCAUGUGCAAUGAGAGACUCUUUCCUUGGGUCCAUCUCUGGCAAGAAUGCUUUGGAGUAUGAAGUAGUCAUUGUAAUUGAGCCUGGAUUGCUGUUUGAAUUAAUGGAGGCACUGCAGGCUGAAGAAACUUCUAGUGAUUCACAGCUGAAUGAAAUAAUGAUGGCUUCCCAAACAACCCUGCUGAGUGAGCUACCUAAAGAAACACCUGCAGAUGCAAACAUCAUCAAAGGGACCUUUCUGAUUAACUUGGAAGGUGGUGAUAUCCGUGAAGAAUCUUCCUAUAAAGUUAUAGCCCUACCACUUGCCAAAGCAAAAUGCCCUCGCUGCAGGAGAUACACUUCUGAUUCCUCAAGCACCCCCUGCCCACGGUGCCUGAAAGUCAUUGCUGGAAAAGUGAGCACGUGAGGGUGAAAUCCCUACGCACAAGCUGCGCCAAAGUCAUGAGUAUUGAAGUAUACAAUAGUGGUGGCUAACCAGAAGGGCUGUGUACUGAGGCCUGUAGAACCAGAUGCUUAAGCCCCAGCCUGAGCAGAAUUAUCAUGUUUUGGGGGGAACCUUCUGUAUAUACCCAACUGUGUAUAUCACUUUUCAGCUUAAUAAAAAGGGUCAUUCAAAAUAA
Messenger RNA from Aquila chrysaetos chrysaetos, 3407 nucleotides. RefSeq names its product isoleucyl-tRNA synthetase 2, mitochondrial (gene IARS2). The transcript has 25 exons. Lineage: Eukaryota; Metazoa; Chordata; Aves; Accipitriformes; Accipitridae. Gene Ontology annotation, biological process: isoleucyl-tRNA aminoacylation. The record is from RefSeq and is a predicted model, not a curated record. Gene Ontology annotation, cellular component: cytosol. Gene Ontology annotation, molecular function: tRNA binding; aminoacyl-tRNA deacylase activity; isoleucine-tRNA ligase activity. The coding region runs from base 305 to 3193 and encodes 962 amino acids.